UCGUCACAUUUGGAGUAACGACAAUGAUCGCUAAGGUCGCCUACCUUGCUGUCUGCAUCAUCGGCUUCGCCCACGCCGGCGCUAUAGCUGGCUACGGCGGUCUCGGCUACGGGGCUGGCCUUGGCUACGGCUCUGGACUUGGCUACGGAGGCCUCGGCUACGCUGGCUACGGCGGAUUAGGCUACGCUGGCUACGCCCCGGCCACUUCUUACGUGCAUCGCGUUGACUACAACACUGACCACCAUGGCUACGGGGGUUAUGGAGCUGGUUACGGAGCUGGUUACGGUGGUUACGGAGCUGGUUAUGGCGGUUACGGUUCUGGUUACGGCUACGGAGGUUAUGGUGGUUACGGAAACGGACUGUAUGGCGGUUAUGGCGGAUGGUAAUUCAGGAAUAUAAACGAGGUGAUCAAAACGAGUUUUGCGAAUUAUUUUUGGUACCUAUAUGUAUUGAAUUGAAAUAAAUUAGCUAUUUAUUGAAA
Leguminivora glycinivorella is the source of this 481-nucleotide messenger RNA. RefSeq names its product keratin-associated protein 19-4-like. The coding region runs from base 24 to 386 and encodes 120 amino acids. The transcript has 2 exons. The record is from RefSeq and is a predicted model, not a curated record. Lineage: Eukaryota; Metazoa; Arthropoda; Insecta; Lepidoptera; Tortricidae.